This is a messenger RNA of Manihot esculenta (cassava), 1291 nucleotides long. RefSeq names its product ER-phagy receptor 1. The record is from RefSeq and is a predicted model, not a curated record. The transcript has 5 exons. The coding region runs from base 258 to 1073 and encodes 271 amino acids. Lineage: Eukaryota; Viridiplantae; Streptophyta; Magnoliopsida; Malpighiales; Euphorbiaceae.
UCCAACCGUCCACAAAAUUCCCGGUAAAAAAAAAACAAAAAAGAUUCAGCCAGAUUCCAUUCCAGUGGUUCAUCAUCGAAUACCUUCUCUAACCAUAAUAAGUUUAAAUCACUUCCUUCACGUCUUCAACAAUUCACUCACUCAAUCAAAUCUCUGGAACAACUACACAGAAAACCCUAAUCUUGCACUUCUCCCUCCCCAGCCAUUAGAGCUUCGAUUUUUUUUCUUCAGAAAAAAGGGGAAAUUUAGCAGGAAAAAUGAGCAAUUUGAGAACAAUCUGUAGGCCGCAUACUGUGAUCACAUCCUUCAUGUGUUGUAGGCACCAAGCUCGAUCCAGAGUUAGGGUUUCAUUUCGGAACCCUGACUUUAAGCCUCCGUCAUCGUCGCCGUCUCUUUUCUCCCCUUGGCUCCUUGGAAAUGAGCCCUGGUUUCGUGUUAACCAGAGGAGAACUGCUGUUAGGGCUUCCAGUUGGACCGAUCAGAAAUCUCCAUAUGAAACUCUUGAGUUGGAAAGGGGUGCGGAUGAAGAGCAAAUUAAGGUUGCUUACAGACGCUUGGCCAAAUUUUAUCAUCCAGAUGUCUAUGAUGGUAGAGGGACUCUUGAGGAAGGAGAAACAGCUGAAGCUAGAUUCAUCAAGAUUCAGGCUGCAUAUGAGCUGCUCAUGGAUGACGAGAAACGGAGGCCAUAUGAUAUGGAUCACAGGGUCAAUCCAAUGAAGGCAUCACAAGCAUGGAUGGAGUGGCUUAUGAAAAAGAGAAAAGCUUUUGAUCAACGGGGCGAUAUGGCCAUUGCAGCGUGGGCUGAGCAACAGCAACGUGAGAUGAAUCUUCGUGCACGCCGUCUUUCUCGUUCAAAGGUCGACCCAGAAGAAGAGAGGAGAAUCUUAGCAAGAGAGAAAAAAGCGUCUGCAGAGUAUUUUACCAAUACUAUGAGGCGGCAUACACUUGUGUUAAAAAAGAGGGACUUGAUGCGUAAGAAAGCAGAGGAAGAGAAGAAAAAGGUUAUCAAUCAGCUUUUGGCUGCAGAAGGCCUUGAGCUGGACACAGAUGACGAUGGCGAUGAUGCUCUAUAGAGAAUGAUGCAGAUAUUGGCUACACUGCACAUCUCUUAUUAUAUGUUUGAAGCAAACCAAUACAUACCUCUAUUUGUAGAAAAGCUAAUUGUACAUAUGAUUUAAUUUUCGAAUACGAAACGAAUGAUUAUGCAGCCUUGUUCGCAAGCACUCAAAGCUUGAUGCUUUUAUUCUUAUUUGAUUAAUGAAAUUAAUGUGGUGAAAUUAAUUGAUAAUUA